Ophidiomyces ophidiicola is the source of this 2361-nucleotide messenger RNA. RefSeq lists its product as uncharacterized. The coding region runs from base 1 to 2361 and encodes 786 amino acids. The record is from RefSeq and is a predicted model, not a curated record. The transcript is spliced from 2 exons. NCBI's taxonomy places the organism in Eukaryota, Fungi, Ascomycota, Eurotiomycetes, Onygenales, Onygenaceae.
AUGGAUGACGACUUUGACUUCGACCUGGCCGAUAUCCCAGCCGAGGAAUUGUUUGCCCUCGUAGACAAUGCCCAGAGUCAAUCUGCCAAUGCUCAGCCCCUUCAGAAAUCCGCGGUUGCCGCGUAUCCCGCCCCCCCAGAUGACAACCACGGCACUAGACACAUUCUCCCUCCGUCGGCGCGGCUCAUUCGCAAUCCUAUAAGCUUUGGUGAUACAGAUGCUCGAACGCUCGAUGCUGGUGUUCUAGAUGAUGGCGGAAAAUCUUUGCUGCUGGACGCGAAGCCGGGGUUUCGAAAUGACAUAAGAGCAGACGGCGCAUCCCUCACUCACGAAGCCAAAGCACGCAAUUCACUAUUAAAUGGAACUUCAGGCUCUGUGAAAGAGCAUGCGCCGCUAUAUAAUGUACCACCAGAGCUUGAGGACACGGCGUCGGAGGAGGAAAUGGAUAUAAUUCACGACGGGGGCAAGGUCAAUGGCAACAGGGAAACAGUGGAUACGGUAGAAUUGAUGGAGCAACUCGAGCAGCUUACGAGAGAGCGUGAGCGGUUAUAUCAAGAAUUAGAAGCGGCUAAAACCGAAUCAGAAACCCGCGCUGGAGAGAUUGCCAUUAUACGGGCGAACCAAGCGAAACUAGAGCAAGGCCAGUCUCGCCAACUAGUAGCGUUGCGGAGUGCUCGAGAUGAAGAGCUAGAAAAGCACCAGGCAGAGAUCGAUGCCUUGGUCAUGGAAAGCAAGCGGCUGACUACCGAAAACCAAUUCUUAAAACAGGACCUGAAGGAAGAAGCUUUUAGGUUCAAUGAAAUGCAGCAAAAUCGUAAAGCCAAAUCCAAGGUAGAUGAUUUGGCCCCGACCACACCAAAAAAGCCAAAGGUACUUCCCCUGAGGGAUGGGUUCGACGACGACGAGUUAAUAGCCUCCCCAACGAAGUCAGCGGGAAGGAGAUCGAAACGAGGAACACCAUCUGCUCCCGGGAAACGCAAACGGACUAUACCAGAUGACUCUCCCAUUGUCCCUGCUCUUCAGCUGAGCCAGUCGUUCGAAUCAGAAACACUGGCAGCUGCAGAACCCCCAAAUGCCAUACAUUCAGAACCAGUACUGGAUAAGAAAUACAGUGAAGACCGUGCUCUUCAAUUAGUGCAGAGAAUUCUCAAGCAUAAAACUUAUCCACGUAAAGUCUCUGACCUUGAGGCUUUUGCGGACAUCUCGUUUCCCAGCGAGCCUGGGAAGAUGUUUUCUUCGUAUAUUCUACAAGCAACGACCACAAAGCCAUCGCAGAAUUUUGUGGUAGAAUAUGGAAAGGCUGUCAUUUCGUUAUGGGCCCGUGCCUUAAAAGAGAAAUUUUACAAGCCUGUCUCUAUGCUCAUGUCUAUUGUCAGGUUCAUUAUUACACUAGAUACUACGACCAUCGCUCCUCUUCUCAUUGCAGAUCUAGUACCGGUAAUAGAGAAGUCAGCAUAUGUCAAUGGAGUCCCACGAUUUACUAACUCCCCUGUUUCGCAUACGAAUUUUGGACAAGUGAAGCAAACGCCACAAAAAGAGCUCUAUCCCCUAGUAAAUGGCACAGAGGCUCUGGAACUGCUUUACCUUGCAGCGAACGCAUGCUCUCACACUGGCGGCGCCCUUCAGCGAGCUUGGCGUUUGAUUUGCUGCGAUUUUAUUCUUAUGAUGCUCAAUUCUUAUCAGCCCAUCAAAGACAUUAUCCUCAUCCUCAACCUCCUCUCCUGCAGCAUUUUCUCCACCACAUUUGGGCCUAUUUUGAACUCACCAGCGGACCAAGUCGCAAAUCAAAACUACUUAAUCGAUCGGAUUGCCAAUUUACUCCAAGAACAGCCCUCCGUGGACGAGGGCGAAACGCCAUACACGUCGUGGGACAUCGCUACCCUACGCUACGAGGCGAUGUCCCUUCUGCAAGAAAUUGCUUUCUCCUGCCCUUCCCCGACGCCGCAGCAAAAUUACGCAGCUCGUAUGAUCGCCACGCAUCCGAGCGCGCUGGCACGCGUGUUCCGUGCGAUGCAUGACGAACUCGAUUCUCUCUACUCAUAUCCGCCAGAGCGAGAGCUUCGCGCCGCAACCGUCAAUGGCCUUACGCAUUUAGCAUACGGAGUCAUCAUGACGUUUCCGGACGUGGUCGAUCUGCCGACAAAACUGCGCGGGUUCCCAGGCGCAGUACAAAAACACCUGGUGGUGCUCACGCGGCUGGCGUUUAGUGAAGGGCCUGUUCUCGAGGCCGGAAUUACGGACGAGACGGUUGAAAUGGCGCAUGAGAUGCUAGAAGACACGGUCAAUCCGCAGGAGGCGGAGGCGUUGCUAGAAGCAUUUCGCCCGUCAAAAACACUCCAGCGAACAUUGCCUGAUACAUGA